UACAUGUACUGUCAAUAUUUUUGACGAUUCAGUUGAUAUUAUUUUUGUUUAUAAUGUUUAAAAAUACGUAUCAGAGCGGAUUGUUAUCAAUAUUUUAUAGUUGUGGAUCUAAUCCUCUAGCGAUAUGGGACAGCGAAGUCCAGAACGGCCACAUCAAGCGGCUCACCGACAACGAAGUAAAUUCCAUUGUGCUCGAAAUCGUAAGCACCAACGUUGCGACUACUUACAUCACUUGCCCCAGAAAUAACCAAGUUUUGGGUAUAAAAUUACCUUUUCUCGUCAUAAUAGUGAAAAAUCUAAAACGGUAUUUCUCUUUCGAAAUAACUGUUCUCGAUGACAGCAAUAUGCGGCGAAGGUUCAGAAUAUCAAAUUUUCAAUCGACUACAAAAAUCAAACCGUUUUGCACGAGCAUGCCUAUCGGACUUUCAGGGGGAUGGAACCAGAUACAGUUUAAUUUGGCAGACUUUACGAAGAGAGCGUAUGGCACGCAGUUCAUUGAAACGCUCCGUGUUCAAGUGCAUGCCAAUGCUCGAUUGCGCAGGAUUUAUUUCAGCGACCGUUUGUACACAGAAGAAGAGUUGCCUCAGGAUUACAAACUCUAUUUGCCGCUCGAGAGGAAACAGAAGAAGGAUAAAAAGGAAGCGAAGGAAGCUGAGGCAAAGGCUCCUGCGGCGGCGCCUGCUCCUGCCGCUGCUCCAGCCGAAGUUGCGCCAGUCGUCCAAGCGCCUCCACCACCAGAACCUGAACCUGCUAAAUCGGAAGCUCCUCCUACACCGGCCGAAACAGAGCCUGAAGCUGCAUCAGAGCCACCGCCUGAGGCGCCGGCUGCGGAGUCAGAAGCUGGUGAGCAACCUGCCGAGGAGCCAGCAGAGAUCGCAGGGGAGAGCGCGGUGGAGUCCACUGCGGGCACGCCUUCGGAGCCCGCUUCAGAGCCUGCAGAGGUGACGGAAGGCGAGGAAUCUGCUGCUGAGACCCCUGCGCCAGAGGAUUAAAAGCUUCACAUUGUUUUCUUAUCCGUUUAAAAGUUCAUAAAAAUCUAAAGAAAUGAUA
Leguminivora glycinivorella is the source of this 1050-nucleotide messenger RNA. Its product is annotated as cilia- and flagella-associated protein 20-like. NCBI's taxonomy places the organism in Eukaryota, Metazoa, Arthropoda, Insecta, Lepidoptera, Tortricidae. Gene Ontology annotation, biological process: positive regulation of cell motility; regulation of cilium beat frequency involved in ciliary motility; cilium assembly. The record is from RefSeq and is a predicted model, not a curated record. The coding region runs from base 54 to 992 and encodes 312 amino acids. Gene Ontology annotation, cellular component: motile cilium; ciliary basal body. The transcript has a single exon.